AUGGCGGAUAGUGGAAGUAAAAUAGGAGAGGAUGAUGAAGUUCCGGGUCGUGUGAAGGAACAUUUGUGUCAACCAUGUUUAAGUAAGGAUAAGGAAACUGUAGCCGACAAGUUUUGUUCAAAUUGUAAUGAAUUCCAAUGCAAUGAUUGUUCAAAUGUACACAACGUGCUCGCCAUCUUGAAAAAUCAUAAAUUGGUGAGCGUAAAAGAAGCUGAUGUUGCACGUAUUUCGUUUAAAAUGAAGGCCUUAGAUCUAUGUGAUCAACAUCAACAUUCUUUUGAAUUUUUCUGUGAAGAUGAAAAGAAGCUCUGCUGCAGUAAGUGUGCAAUUGUUAAUCAUCGAAAAUGUCACAGCGUUGUAGAAAUUGAGAAGAUCGCUGGGAAUAUAACCUCACCAAUUUCUAUCUUAGGGGAGACAUUGAAGGAAGCUAAAGAAGCUGCUGAGAGUGUUGCGAGACAUAUUCGCUCUUCAAAAGAUCAACUUGCUGAAGAUAUAAAAGAAAUACAUGUACAGAUAAGACGAAUGCGAGACGAAGUAAUGAAAAUGUUUGCCGAUCUAGAAGAUUCCGUUAACAAAAGAGCUGAAACUCUGCAGAAAGAAACCUUAGAAAAUCUGACAAAGAAGCAAACACAAAACGAGAAACAUUUGGCUGAUGUAACAUCGUGCUUAGAGACGAUUGAAAGUAUUUUCAAAAAUGGAACUCCAGUACAGAAAUAUAUAGCAGAACAGAAAAUGGAGAGUAAAGCCAAUGCUCUCUGCAGAAACAUCAAAGGGGAAUAUAAGAAAUUAGAGACGGUGAACAUUUCUUUUCAUUUUGAAGAAACAAUAAAGCUGCCACCAUUAUCAAUCACUGAAUAUGUUCCAGGACAAUUACUAUUAAAGUCUACUCGACAGAGAGACGUUAAUUCUGUUAACAUGGCGAUGAAGUUAACACCAGUUUCUUCUAUUGAUUUGAAGAAGACGGGAGAUGAUAUCGAUGAACCGUUCUAUACAGGCAUAGACUUUCUACCUGAUGGUAGAUUGGUUGCUGUGGAUAACAGAAACAAGAAAUGUUUAGUGUACAAUGAAAAGCUUGAGAAAGUAGGAUCAUUUCAGCUACCUAACAAGCCAUUAUCUGUUGUUGUAGUAUCUGAGGAGGAAGUAGCGAUAACAAGUGGUACUAGAUACAACAUAGAAUUUCUACAUGUUAGUAAAUGUAAUGAAAUAACUUCAAGUAGGACAUGUAAAGUGAAAACGAAUUAUUACUCUAUAUGUUUGAAAGAUGAUAGACAGUUUGUAGUAGGGACUUAUGAUGAACCAAGACCUGUUCGUAUUGUAUCAUUGACUGGAGAGGAGCAUGAUUUUAAAGAUAACUUCCCAAACAAGACAUAUUCUAUAGACACUAGCGAUUGUACUUACAUAAAGAGCAGUGACAAAGUGGUGAUUACAAGCAGAGACGAGCAUACAGUCUUCAUAUAUGACAUUAAGACAGACACAAGAGUGGUAGUGAAGGAUGACCAGAUACAGUUACCAUGUGGUGCAGCAGUUGGUCCUUCUGAUACUAUCCUGGUGUGUUGUCGUAAAACAAACACCAUAGUACAGAUAUCACAAAGAGGUCAGAUAUUGUCAUCAUACAAGAUAAAUAUGGAGAUGCCGUAUAAAGUAUGUGUCUCACGUGAUAAAUCAUUUCUUGUUGUUACAAAUAGCUUUAAUGGAAAUAUGAAAAUGCAGAAAUUCAAAAUAUCAACAUAA
Messenger RNA from Ruditapes philippinarum (Manila clam), 1731 nucleotides. Its product is annotated as E3 ubiquitin-protein ligase TRIM71-like. The record is from RefSeq and is a predicted model, not a curated record. Lineage: Eukaryota; Metazoa; Mollusca; Bivalvia; Venerida; Veneridae. Bases 1 to 1731 code for a protein of 576 amino acids. Gene Ontology annotation, molecular function: zinc ion binding. The transcript has a single exon.